Molecule: messenger RNA, 1497 nt
Organism: Lodderomyces oxycetoniae
Lineage: Eukaryota; Fungi; Ascomycota; Pichiomycetes; Serinales; Debaryomycetaceae
Exons: 1
Coding region: 1-1497 (498 amino acids)
Cellular component (GO): mitochondrion
Molecular function (GO): protein-arginine omega-N symmetric methyltransferase activity
Source: RefSeq, a predicted model, not a curated record
AUGUUUCUCCCCAAACGAUCUUUGUUCAAGGGCAGCGCUAAACCUCAUAUACCUCAAACCAAGGUGCAUUAUGAAUAUUCUAUAUCCCCAAAUACGUACUCAUUCAAAGUGCCGUCUUCAAAGAAGACUUUGAAUCCCAUCCAAAUGAUAUAUAAAAAUGCAGUGAAUUUCCCAUUUGAAAAAUCAAUAAAUGAAGUGUACCAGUCUUAUCCGACUUUAAGCUCUGCACAACAACUCAAUAGAAAAGAGAGGCCAAGAGGAGUUAUCAUGAGUACUUCCGACUUUAUAGAAGAUCUGUUGUAUAACAAACACUAUGGGUAUUUCCUGAAAGAGGUGGAAAUUUAUCAUCCAGAAAAACCAUUCAACUAUUCACAAGUCAACAAUGUUGAUGAAUUUGUUAAAAUCUGGUCCAAAUCUUAUGAAAAGAGUAAAUCCUUAUGGCAUACGCCUACUGAAUUGUUUAGUCCUCAUUAUGGAGAAAGCUUGGCCAGAUACAUCCUUAUUACUUACAAGUUGGGAAUUUAUCCUUACGAGGAUUUGGUGAUUUACGAAAUGGGUGGAGGUAACGGGACUCUAAUGUGUGAUAUACUAAGCUACAUCAAGAAGCACGAGCCUGAGAUUUAUGAAAACACGCAGUACAAUAUCAUUGAAAUUUCAAGUCAGUUGGCAAAGAAGCAAGAAAAUUCAUAUAGAAAAAAGUUGAAGGGUCAAGGGUUGAGUGCAGAUAAAUUAUCGAUUUUCAACAAAUCCAUAUUUGAUUGGGAAACGGUUGUUGAAGAACCGUGCUUUUUUAUUGCAUUAGAGGUGUUUGAUAAUUUUGCACAUGAUGUUAUAAAAUAUGACAUGAACACUGGAGAGCCAUUCGAAGGGAAGGUGUUGAUUGAUAAGCAAGGAGAUUUCUACCAGUUUUUCACGCAGGAGCUAAGUCAAUACUCAACUGCAUACUUGAAUCUUCGUGAAAAUGGGAAUUUCUCCAUUUUGGAUUAUUCCAAUAGCCUUCGAGGUAAACUUGAUAAAUUCAAGUUUAACAAAACGCUACAUCCGCUUCUUGAAUCAUCCAUCAGACUAAAGAUAAAGAACCAGAUACUUCCCUUUAACGAUUAUCUCUCCAAUCCAGAGUAUAUUCCUACAAGAUUGGUCAAGUUUUUCAACAUUCUUAAGCACAAAUUUCCUAACCAUUCCUUGAUCAGUUCUGACUUUCAUUACUUACCAAAUACCAUUAAUGGAUACAAUGGACCGGUUGUUCAAACUGUCAUUAACGGCGAAACCAUAGACGUGAGAACAUACAUGGUGCAACAGGGAUACUUUGACAUUAUGUUUGCUACAAACUUUGAAUUAGCAAGUGAUUUGUACCGACAAAUCACUGGAAAAGUCUCAAAAACCAGCACACAUAAAAAGUUUCUCGAGGAAUGGGCAGAUGUAGAGGCGACAACAACAAGAAAUGGUGAGAAUCCAAUGUUGGACUUCUACAGAAAUGCUAGCUUUCUAACUAGCUAA